AUGGACCUGGACGACCAAUUCGCCGAGCUCAACAACGCAUUCACCUCCUGGCUCACGGGCCCUACUUGCAAUGUCACUUUGAACCCGAAGAUUGGUUUGACAGAUCUGCGCGCUUCAUCCGCCGGGAGAGGCGUUGUUGCGACCGCUCCACUCGACGAAGACGAGACUGUAUUUUCAGUCCCGAGAUCCAGCGUGCUAUCGGUAGAAAACUCAGAGCUACGUCAAAAACUAGGCGAAGAAUUGACUUCACUAGAUCCAUGGCUGGCACUCAUCUUGGUUCUCAUCUACGAGACAAGGCCGUCCUCGCCAUGGCGACCAUACAUCGACGUCCUCCCGGCGUCGUUUAAUACGCUCAUGUACUGGACCAACGACGAGCUCUCAGAGCUCCAAGCCAGCGCCGUGGUGGCGAAAAUCGGGAAACAGGACGCCGACGAAUUGUUUCGCGACAAAUUGUGGCCCAUUGUCAAAAAACAUGCUGGAAUGUUUUCCGACACAAUUAUUGCGCCAGGGCUCGCAAUCGAUGCGAUCGACAACUUACUCGACGCAGCACACAGAAUGGGGAGCAUUAUCAUGAGCUAUUCGUUCGACCUAGAAGUCGUCGGAGAGAAAAAAGGCUCCGAUGAAGACUCCGACUCCGAUGACGAGGAUGAGGAGGGAAAGUUCUACAAGGGAAUGGUCCCAAUGGCCGAUAUGCUAAACGCUGACGCCGACCGAAAUAAUUGUCGCCUCUUCCAAACGCCGACGGUGCUAGAGAUGCGCACAACCCGCGCAGUCCCUGCGGGCGAUGAGCUCUUUAACGAUUAUGGCCCGCUCCCGCGCUCCGACCUCCUCCGAAGAUAUGGUUACAUCACGCCCAAUUAUGCACAAUACGAUGUAGCCGAAAUUUCAUCUGAACUGAUUGUAGGAAUUGCGGGAAAAGCGCUUGAUGGGAGCGAUAAGACGGAGCGGAUAGACUAUCUACUGGACGAGGAGGUUCUUGACGACGCCUUUGACAUUGGCACCGAUCUAGAGAUCCCAGAAGAGGUUUUGGCAGUCAUUGCCAAUUUCUUGCUUACAAAGGGUGAAUUCUCGGUGCUCAAAGGGAAAGGAAAAGUCGCAAAGCCCAAAAAGACGCCUGAGGUUGCAAAGGUCAUGGAAGAGAUUCUGGAGAAGCGACUGGGUGAAUAUGGUACCACAAUUGAGGACGAUGAAAACAUCCUACGCGGCGAAAGCACGCAAGGCAGGAAGAUAAUUGCAAUUGAGGUUCGAUUGGGCGAGAAGAAAAUACUAAAGGGCGCAUUGGAGAAGGUUAGGGGCUGGACACUAGUUGAGAGCGCCAAACGAACCCACAGCAGCCAGGUCGAGGAUGAAAGAGGGGAGAAGCGAGUAAAGACCCGGUAG
Morchella importuna is the source of this 1380-nucleotide messenger RNA. RefSeq lists its product as uncharacterized. The record is from RefSeq and is a predicted model, not a curated record. Gene Ontology annotation, biological process: peptidyl-lysine monomethylation. Gene Ontology annotation, cellular component: nucleus. Bases 1 to 1380 code for a protein of 459 amino acids. Lineage: Eukaryota; Fungi; Ascomycota; Pezizomycetes; Pezizales; Morchellaceae. Gene Ontology annotation, molecular function: protein-lysine N-methyltransferase activity; protein binding. The transcript has 5 exons.